AUGUCCAGAUUACCGAGCAUUGAUCCAGAUACUCGGACUAUCAUUCUUUGUGGUUUUCCAAAUGUUGGAAAGUCAAGCUUCAUAAACAAAAUAACUCGAGCUGAUGUCGAUGUUCAACCAUUUCCAUUUACAACUAAAUCUUUAUUUGUUGGACAUACAGAUUAUAAAAAUUUACGAUGGCAAGUAAUUGAUACACCGGGUGUAUUAAAUAGACCUUUAGAUGAACAUAACACCAUUGAAAUGCUCUCGAUUACAGCAUUAGCACAUUUACAAGCUGCUGUUGUGUAUAUUAUGGAUUUAUCGGAACAAUGUGGUUAUACUAUACAACAACAAUUGAAAUUAUUUCAAAACUUGAGACCACUUUUUCGUAAUAAACCUCUUGUAAUAGCUGCUAAUAAGAUUGAUAUUAAACCAUUCGAAGCAUUGACCGAAGAAGAUAAACAAUCAAUUAAUCAUUUAGUUCAAUGGCAUAAUGAUGACACUGAACAACUCAACGACCCAGAUCGACCAGUGUUUGUAGAAAUGUCCACUGUAACAGAAAUUGGCUUAGUGACUGUUCGUUCAAUUGCAUGUGAUCGUUUAUUGGCUCAACGUGUACAAGCAAAAAUUCGUGCUGCAAAUCUACCAGGCAGUAAAGCGGAUAUCUCAAGUCGAUUAUAUAUAGCUAAACCGAAAUCCGAUGAAAAUGAGACUGCAGUACCAUUUCGUCCACCGAAAAUUCCCGACGGUAUUUUGGAAAAACAAAGGAAACGUAUGUUAAAACGUUUGCGUAUUGCUGAUUCACUACCAACCAACAAACACAUUCAAGUUGACGAUGAUGAUGAAGACGAUGAUCCAUCGAAACGUUGUCGUACAAUGCGUGAUCGUGAAUUAGAAGCUGAUCCUGAUGAAGGUUUCAUAUUAAAUCUAAGAGAGCAUUGGUCUAUUAAACAUCCUGAAGAGGCGAAUGAUAUCAUCCCGGAAAUUUUCAAUGGACAUAAUUUGAUUGAUCUAUUCGAUCCGGAAAUCGAAGAGAAGCUGAAUGCUUUGGAAGAACAAGAAGCAGCUCUUGAAAAUGCUGGAUUUUAUGAUGAAUCUGAAUUGUUAAAGCAGGAGAAUGAUCCAGAAAUGAAAAAAAUCAAAGUAACCGCAGCGAAAAUAAGAGAAGCACGAGCAUUGCGUGUUUUGGAAUCAAGAGCUCGUAAACAAGUACGUAGACCACAAGUACCUCGUAGUGCUCGUUCAGUCAGUGUGCAUAAAAUUCAUCAAGAUCUUGGUGAACUUGGCUUAGAAGUGGAUAUGCAUGAACAGGGUGAACGUGGUCGAUCACUCAAACGAGCUGUUAGAUCAAGAAAUUCCACACCAAACCCACACCGGGAAGCUUCCAUUGCACGUGCAUCUGUAUCACGAUCUAGAUCUGGUUUACGUGAUGACAAAAUGUUGGAUACUGUAAAACGCAUGUCUAAAAUUGCUCAACGUAAAGUAGUCACAUUAGCACGUAAAGGUGAAGGAGAUCGUCAUAUUCCAACAUUGAAACCGAAACAUUUAUUUUCAGGCAAACGAGGCACUGGAAAAACCGAUCGUCGUUAA
Molecule: messenger RNA, 1569 nt
Organism: Schistosoma turkestanicum
Lineage: Eukaryota; Metazoa; Platyhelminthes; Trematoda; Strigeidida; Schistosomatidae
Source: the annotation of a GenBank genome assembly